Messenger RNA from Pieris napi, 2859 nucleotides. Its product is annotated as retinaldehyde-binding protein 1. Gene Ontology annotation, molecular function: phosphatidylinositol bisphosphate binding. The record is from RefSeq and is a predicted model, not a curated record. The transcript is spliced from 6 exons. Lineage: Eukaryota; Metazoa; Arthropoda; Insecta; Lepidoptera; Pieridae. Bases 158 to 1033 code for a protein of 291 amino acids. Gene Ontology annotation, cellular component: membrane.
GCAGAACACAGGGUGUCAGGGGCAAGGCGUUAUCAUAAUCUAUAAAAGUGCGACGGGUACUGCGCGCGCGCACAUUCACUCAUACGCGCGCGCUCGGUCCGCAUUGUUCGCGUUUCGCGUGUUUUUAGUUCUACACGUGAUUGACGGUGUUUCCAAAAUGACGUCCAAUGACUUCCGUCUGGAGCGGAACGUAGAACUAUCGAAAGAGACUAAAGCCAUCGCUGAAGAAGAGUUAAGAGAGACCCCAGAAAGAGUAAAGGAGGCUUUGGAAAGACUGAGAGAGUUGUUGAAAGAGAACAAAGACUUAUACUUUGGUGAUGAUGAUGAAAUCCUCACUAUAUUCCUGCGUCCCUGCAAGUGGUAUCCAGAGAGCGCAAUAGCCCUUAUGCGGCGUGUAGCUGAAUUUAGAAAAGAAAAUGCGUCUCUACUGGACGGGUUACUACCUGAACACGAAAUGCAAUCAUUCUUAGAACACAAAGUUGUGAACGUGCUGAAGGGACGUGACCACAAAGGAAGGAGAGUUCUAGUUGUCAAUGUUGGAGCCACCUGGGACCCGAAGAAGGUGACGGCGGACCAGCUCUUCAGGCUGUUUUACUUAAUCCACGAAGCCGCGAUGUUAGAACCAGAGACUCAAGUUCGAGGCACCGUCGUCAUCAUGGACUUCCACAAUAUGGGCUGGACUCAGACAUGGGGACUUACACCAAGCUUCUCGAAACGUCUCCUGACUUUCAUUCAGGAUGCGAUGCCUUUAAGGUUGAAGGAGGUCCACUUUGUCAAGGAACCAUUGCUCUUUAGUGCUGUAUGGAAGAUGUUCAAACCCUUCAUCAGAGAAAAACUAAAGAAUAGGAUAUACUUCCACGGCUCAAAGAUGUCUUCGCUCCACAAGCAAAUGGAACCAUCUCACUUACCUGCCGAUUACGGCGGCGAUCUGCCAGCUAUCAACUACUCUGGGGCUGAAUGGUACCCGGUCAUCAACGAAAUAUUACCGCAUAUACAUAACUGGAACUCCUAUGGUUUUGCUAAGGACUCCUAAAUUAGAAAUAGCUCUACUAAACAAGACCUGUAAUAAUAACGCGUUAACUAUAACACGCUUGAUUUUAAAUAUAUCUACAAUCUCAGCCAAUUAAUUUCAGCGCCAUCUAGUGGCCUCUUCUAAAAACAAUUUCUAUCUUCCUUUGGUAUAAUUAAAAUAGUGCCUGCUCUGUUACACAAUAAAUGUCUAUUUCAUUGUUAUAAUAUUUAUUAACGUCUUUUUGAUUUAAGAAUUUUGUGUUCGGCUAGUGUUGCUAUUUCUAUUUUGAAUACUGUCUUGGUUAGUAGUAUUGCCAUAACUAGGGGAUAUUAAAUUGUAGUUAGUCGAGUGUUGGUUAUAAAAUUAGUUCUAGGAUAAUCUUUUUUAAUUUCUCAGUACUUAUGGAGAUAGUACGAUUCUUGUAGUUUUCUAAGAUCAUUAAUAUAUAACGAAGCAUUUGUAGUUUAGGGAAUAUAGUUAUGUGAUUUAUUUGUACCUAAUUUUAUUAAAUGACCAAUAGAUAAGACUAAACAGGCAGCGAUGUGUAUUUGUAAAAGACAAUAAAAUUAUGUACAAAAUAUAUUUACUAAUAUAUUCGUUAAGUUGAAUUCCAUACAUUUUUUAUAUUUGUGAUUUUUGGACCAAUAUUCGUAGUAUCGUGAUUGUUGAAGACUGGAUAACAAAUGAAUUAUUGUGCCUUUAUUAUUAUUAAGAUGUGAUAUGAAAUCAUUGUUAUAUAAGUGUUUGAGCGAAUUUCAUGACAUGAUACAUUGUACUAAUGCUUUAAGCUUAUCUGGCUGUAAAUGGGCCCUAGACAAAUGUUUUAGCUUCAAGCGUGAUUCGCCAUUUGAAUUUCAAUGGUGGUCGUGUAAAAACUUACCCACACAAAAUAUUAUUUAAUGACAUUGGGUCAUACCUGUUGUAAAACAUUUCUUGGGUCACCAUCAGAUCAGGCUGUGACUCUAAAAUGCCAAUCACGGAAACAAAAAGUAUAAAAACCUCGCGUUAUCAAAAAUUAAAUCUAUUUAAUUAUUCAUGAAAGUCAUACCAGUACACCAUUUGCAUUUUAAUAUACAUAUUUAAAGCCUCCAUAUAGGCUUGAGACAAUAUCACUUUUCGAUAGGCGUGACCCACUAACGCCUGACGACAUUUCUAUGACAAUGGUCACGUGAUAAAGUGUCAUUCUCAUACAAAUGUAUUGUUAGUACGAUUUUCGAGAAGUAUCUUUGUCUUGCAAUGUAUGCUAUUCGGAACUUAAUUAUUUUAAUUUAUAAAAAAUGUUUCAUCACCGUUACUAAUGGUUGGUUUUUGUAUCUUUUAUGAGCAUUGUAUAAAAAAAAUUAUUAAAGUGAAAAUGUGACCAAAGUUAUUCUUAUAAAGAUUUGUUAUGUUUAUACGCAAUAGAUAAUGAAUUAGCAAUGCAAAAUCUGGUAACACCCCUGAUAAAUCAAUAAAUCUGUUUUAGCCUAUAGCUGUAUAUAAAAUAUCAAUAACCCAUAAUGAUAAGAUUAUAUCCUAUGUUUAGUAGAAUCUUGUAUUACUGGAUCCUAAAUAUUUCGUAGACGUGAUCCGCGAUUUAAAUUUGUAUACUGUUCACAAGCGUUAGUUGUUAUUGUCUAGAGCUAUUUUUGCCUAGAUAUUGGAGCAUGUUGUCCUUAUCUAACAUUAUUUGCAGAGUAUAAACAGCUCUUUUAUCUGCGGCUCAUUACAGAAUGCAUCGCUGAUUCCAUUAUCUAAGUAUUUUCUUUGAAUGUUUAGUGCUAAGAUCGAAGAUAUACCUGAGUUGCUCAACGUAGAUUGUUAUAGCAUACCAUAUGAAUUUUGAAAUAUAUGACAUUAAAAUUAAA